ACGAGUGAUGAGAAUAAGGGUCACGAAGUCAAGGAUGAGAACAAUACCAUUGAUUUCUCAAUAUGUUAUGCACUUAAACUAAUUAUCUAUUCAAAAGUAAGACGUCAGGGCGUCAAAGGAUAUCAACCGCAGCAACAAAUCGGUACCGGAUAUCGACCGCCCCCUCAGUCACAGGUGGGCGCACCCCAGAGGACUCGACCCUCACGUCCGCGCCCACCAUCUCGUCCGCAGCCCCAGGAAGACGAGGGGCAGGUGAACAGCGCUGAUGGCGAGGCCAACCCCGAGCCUCCUAUAUAUGGCGGUGUAAUGGGAACGCCUGGCGUUGACUUUCCCGGGUAUACCGUAAUACCGAAAACCAGUUUCACGUGUAGUGGUGUUCCUUAUGAGCCGGGAAUGUACGCCGAUAUGGAGACCCAAUGCCAGGCCUAUCACGUGUGCUUUCAGGGCAGGAAAGAGAGUUUCCUGUGCGGUGUCGGCACUGUCUUCAAUCAGGCCAUCCUUGGCUGCGAUUAUUGGCAUUCCGUCGACUGCUCCACAACUCCUAACUUCUACUCAAUUAAUGAAGAAUUAGGCAAAGCCGGUGCUGAACCCGGACCAGGAGGUGCCCCACCGGCUAAAGCUCAACAACAGCCAAGACCUGCACAGCCCCGACCGGCACCGAGACCUCAGCCGCCACGACAGCCCUCGCCGUCUUAUCAGAGACCUGAUGACACCGAAUACAUACCACCCCAACAGUCUGACCGCCAACAGCGACCCACAUCUAUAGCUCAGUCCCGUUUCCCUCAAAGACCGCCCCCUCCUAUCAAAGGAACCCCUCAACAGAGACCCUACAAUCCUCCACAACAGCGCCCAUACCAACCUCAACAGCGUCCGUAUCAGCCUCAGCCUCAGCCCAGACCUCAACCCCAGCCUCAGCCCCAACAGCGUCCAUAUCAACCACAACCACAGGUGAAGAGACCGCCGCCGCCUUCAGUUCCCCAACAAAGACCAUAUGCACCACAACCACAAAUUGGUAAGACAUCUCCCGUACGUCCUGUCCGUCCUUUCCGGCCAUUACCACCGGUUCUUCCGCCACCAGAGCCUCAGAGACCCAUCGUUCAGACCAGGGAUGAAGAACCGGUCGAUUUCGCACAGAAACAGCAACAGUCCUAUGAUUACUAAAUGCUAGUAAAACAUAUACCAGUGCUAUGAUAAUCACUCAUUUGACACAUUCAUUAGUUUUUUGUUAUCAAAAUUUUAAUUAUACAUUAUUUUAU
Messenger RNA from Oppiella nova, 1256 nucleotides. The record is from the annotation of a GenBank genome assembly. Lineage: Eukaryota; Metazoa; Arthropoda; Arachnida; Sarcoptiformes; Oppiidae.